CACACACUAAAACAAAAACUUGAAAAAACAUAUCGAACUGAUGACAUAAGAAAAACUUAUAUAAAGUUAUUAAUAAAAGGUACACAGUUCAAAGCCAAGUGACACUUUGAAAAUUAGGAUAGUUUUCACGAAUCAGUGAAAAUUAAAUAAAAUAAAAAAUUGACUAUGGAACUGGGUAGAUCAGACUGAAUAAGAAAAUAAAUCAAAGUGUGUCGAUUUAAAUUAUGAAACAAUUGAACGAUAUUUCGAAUUUGAAAAUAGAAUACAAAAAAGAACACUGAAGAAACCUUAAAAUUUAAAAAUCGAAGUGACAACGAAUAAACAGUGCUUGUAAAACUAUACAGGGUGUGAAAAAUGCAGUGAUUUCGUGUGACAGUUGGAUGUGGUGAAUGGAACAGUGAUGUUAUCUGUGUGCGUGUGUGUGUAACAUGCGUGUGCUGACGCUGUUUGUGUGCCUGUGUGCGCAGGCUAUUGGAUCCAGGGUGAUACUGGUGGAAAAUGCUCCAACCUGCUUCCGACGAGUACUGGCCGGUCGCCGCGCCGUCCGCAGCCACGUCCGAAGAGUGGUGCACUGCGAGAGACUUGAAGAUUGUCGGCGGGAGUGCGGUGAAGAAAGGAGGUUUCAUUGCGAGAGCUUCAACUACAGAUUGGACCCCUCCUUCCGCGGUAAAGGUCUUUGCGAGCUGAUGACCAAGCCCAUCGAAGCCUUCGACCUUCGCCGGGACUUUGUUGACGAUAAGGACUACGACUUCUAUGAGAUAGACCGGAACAGCUUGGAGCCGAACUGCCCCGAGUCUCUAAGAGGACCAGGUCUUCUUCACUCUGGUUACCUCUCCUCAAAACCCUCGCAGCCUGCUGCAGCCUCCUGGGCUCCAAGUUGGGACAGGCUGGACUUCCACGGCUCCAGUCAUCAGGACAGGUUCUAUGAUGACCGGCAACCGGGACGUCCGGGACGUCCAGGACACAGGAGAUAUGAGGAUCAGUUCUACAUCCCAUAUCAGAUUGGCUUAGGCCGCAGCAACGACGACCAGGCAUGGGGCCAAUACGGCGGUGUGUACGGUGGCGACACCUAUUACAAAAAUCGGAACGACUAUCACAAGUCCAUCAACUAUUGGAGACUGUCGACGGAUUCGGAUCUCGAGCAAGUAUGUUCCAUAUUUGCAGGCGUCCGACCCUGGGGCUUCAAAACCGACUUCAACUACAACGACCUACGAAGAGACGGAGACGACGAGAUCCAUCCCUACUCCUACGGCUCCUGGAAGAGGGGGAGGUGGAACAACUCGGGUACGGGGAAUGGACUGGAUUAUGGGGAGUCCAACUUUUAUAAGCCGAGUUAUGGACCUCCUAAGAAAGGGCCAGAGUGCACAUCCGAGCGUCGCCCCGGCCUGUCCCUAAGCACGGGCUCCAUCAGAAGAUCCCUCCUGGCCCACAACGUUCUCGAAUGUGAGGCGGCUUGCUUCGAGGAGAGAGAGUUCAAAUGUGUCUCCUACAGUUAUCGGUACUCCAACUCACACGGCUCUGACAACUGCUUCCUCAGCGAGCGUCCUUACAGAGGACUCGACUUGGCCACGGACAGUGGAUCAGAUGUGUACGCAAUGCCACAGGACUGUGCUGUCUCCGUCUCACAUAGACCUUGGGUUGAGAGCGAAUGUUUCUGGCACGUCCGUUCUGGCGUGGCAGUCUCAGAAUCCAUUGCCAGAGCGGCAAUAACAGUGGCUGGGCUUGGUGCUUGCGAGGCUGAGUGCAUCAGAGCGCAAGGAUUCUUCUGUAGAGUAUUUAGCUUCAGGUUUUCUGCUCCAACAAUAGGCGAAGACCUCCCCAACUGCAUCCUAACCUCUUCGCCCCCCACGUCCCUCUCCGCCGGGCGGGGGCUACGCCCUUCUAAGGGACACGAGUUAUACUCUAGGGGAAACUAUGGAAGGGGCUGCGAGCCGGCCCUGUUUGAUAAUACUGCCGUCAGCGAGCCUAAGAAAGAAUGCUACCUCCAAUACGACAACGCUGCCAAACUGAUGGGUUCUGCAAUUAAGGGCCACGCCAGGGUACGGGAUGAGCAGUCCUGUGGAAUAGCGUGUACUGAUGCUCCAUUCAGAUGUCUCAGCUUUUCUUUCAACAACAUCGCUCCUCCCGGAGUGGACAACUGCCUCCUCUCCGAGAUCCGGCUCUUCGAUCUACAGAAAGGCGUGGACUAUGAACACUCCACAGACGAUUGGCUCUUCGCGUUUGAUCUCUUCAACGGACAGUGCUGGAGGAAGGUGCAUGGGAAGGAUUUUGAUGACCACGCGGGAGAGUUGCCCCGACCGUUAUUACCACCUGUCCAGACAUAUCCAGGCUUAGAUCGACCGGAUGCCAGUGGACCUGGCUAUCUGCCUGCCCCUGAAGUUCCUCCGUACAUCUCUGGUCCACCAUCGGGCCCACCAUCCGGCCCACCAUCCGGCCCACCAUCCAGCCCACCAUCCGGCCCUCCAUCCGGCCCACCAUCCGGCCCAACAGGCCCUUACCCACCCGAUAAACCUUACAUACCUGGCUUCAAACCUAACUACCCUUACCCAGAUCCUAGACCAGAAUACCCUAACUACAAACCGUUUGAGCCCUAUCUUCCAUCUAGUCCUAGUGGCUCUGGGUAUCCUGGGUCAGGGUAUGAGAAGCCAGGUUAUCUGCCUAUAGAAAGGCCUGGGUAUAGGCCUGAGGGUAGGCCUCUACGGCCUAUUGAAAGGCCCUAUCCUGGUGAGAAAGAAGAUGGACCAAUCGCAGUAUCCUGGAGCAAAUACACCGUGUCAGGAUUCCCGUGUCGAGCUGGGACCACCUGUGCUCAGAACCAUGUUGCUGGACAUUGGGCCUGCGAGCCCGAGGGAGGGGAAGUAGGAUCUUGGGACUACUGUUGUGCUCCAAGCCAUCGUUGUGGAUACAGCGAAGGAUUUAGCAAGCCUUGGUGUUACGUUGGACCAGAACACGACCAAUGGCGUCCAUGUAGUGAAAAAUACUACCCGUACCAUCAGCAUAAUGUACCACAUCCGUCCCAGGGUCAUAGAGAUCCCCCCUCCCGCCUCCCCGGCAGACCAUGGUCUGGUAGACCGGGAUACUUUGCCGAUGACAGAGACAAACCUAUACUGGGCCCGUACAUAUCGGAGGCAGACAGAAAAUACUGGGACGAUUUGUACAAAGACGGUCCGAAGGCGUACUACGAUCAAUAUGGGAAUCCUUUACCUGGGUACACCCGCGUGCCAGCAAUGAGCCGGCCGCACAUCAGGUACCAGCACACGUACCCGCGGCCCGGCGGGCAGUGGGCGCCGCAGCAGCUCGCCGCGCCGCACGAGCUCGACCCGCCCGUGCCUGGAGGUCUUGGGGUGCCAAGAUAUUGGCCAGUUGCAUACCUCCACAAGGGUCCCCCGCCGAAUAUAACUUAUUUUAAGUUUAAUGAAUCGAUUCCAACUACUACUGAAAAACAUGGUUUCUACCCGGAGAGACCCGAAAGACCUAGACCUGAUAGGCCAAUCAGACCAAACGGAAUAGAUAGAAAUGACAGACCAGACCCACCAAGAACAAAACCCGGCGAAUUUGUCAAAAUCAACACUGAAAAACCAAAUAAUGAUCUAGAUAUAAAGAGUCAUAGGGAUGAAAAGACAAGGAACAUUGUCAAUAUUACUGAUAACGUUCAAGACGAAAUAGAAAAAGCUAAAAUAACUACGCCUAAAAUAGACAUAAAAGCAAAAGAGGAACCAGAAGAAAAUAUAGUGAAAGAAGCUAAAGUUAACAUUUCUGAUGUAGAAAUAGUUAAACCGGUGAUUGUUAGCAAAGAUAAUGAUAAAUUAAAAGGAAUCGAUGAUAAGCUAGAAGAUUUGACCGAAUCCAUCGAAGUUCUGGAUAUUGAAGAUGCUAAAAAAGGUGAAAAGGAAUCAGAUUUGAAAACGUUAGAAGCAGAAGAACAACAAAUUGAAGCUAUCGGUAGACUGCUAGCUUCGCGGCGCGGCGGUCAACUGAUCAUAGAAAAAAGAUCUCAAAAAGACUUGGAAUCUAAAAACAUAGCUGUUGAUAAAGACCUAGUCGAUUUCAACUUUGGUAAUCGAUUUCCUACUACUGAAAGAAGAGGGAUAAUUCAAAAAGUUACAAAAGAAGAGAUAGAAAGAGAGAAAAACAAUGAUAGGAGCUUGGAAGUGAGUGAGACAACAUUCGUGAGGCCACCAAGGGUAUUAAGCACAACAGAAAACAUACGCAAAGCGAUUGUCAAUGGAAAAGUCUUCUACGAUGCUACUAUAAGAGAGCAAAGAGAUAUUUACAACAAUGCUACAAGAAAACCUAGAAAUUUUAGAUAUCUAGAGGAAAAUAGGGCACCUUCAGUUUUAAGCAGUAAUAAUUAUGGCAAGAAAAAGACAAUUAAAGCAAGAAACGUAAAUCCUGUAAGAAGAGUUCGUAGGGUUUAUAGAAAGAGGUAUAAUCCAGAGGAAGUGAGAAAGAGAUUGUUGGAAAGAGAGAAAAGUUUGAAAGAGGCUAAAGAAGCGAAAGCGUAAUAAUUCAGAUAGAAUAAUAUAUCGAAUUAAAUGAUAAGAACGAAAGUCGUUGUAGUGAGUUUGAAGUUUAAGUUCAGUUUUAAUCAAUAGAAUACAGACCUUACUUAAAUGCUUAAUUAUUAUUAAGGAAAUAAUUUAUUAUUAAGGGAUUUCGGAAAGAUAUUCACGGUUAUAUUGUCAGUUUGACCACAAAACAAAAGGGGUAAAGGUGUGGACAGUAUUUUUCCAAUCAACUGUGAACACAGUACAAUUAUUGUACACUUUAAAGGUGUCAUUCCAUUUGCAACAACAGGAAAUUUCAAAAAUCCAGAACUCCUUGCUCGCGUUGUCCUGGCAUUUUGCCACGGCUCAUCGGAGCCUGGGGUCAGCUUGAACAAAUCCUUAGAAUUGUAGGCACUAGUUUUUACGAAAGCAACUGCCAUCUGACCCUCCAACCCAGAGGGUAUACUAGUCCUUAUUGGGAUUAAUCCGGCUUCUUCACGAUGUUUUCCUUCACCGAAAGUGAAGACUGGUGAAUAUCUAUUUCGUACAUACGUCCCGAAAAACUCAUUGGUACGAGCCGGGGUUUGAACACACGACCUCCGGAUUGCAAGUCGCACGCUCUUACCGCUAGGACACCAGCGCUUGUUAAUAAUCCAGAACAUCGUCAUUAAAAUUCUCAUUGCAAUUUCUGCAGACAACUUGAAAUGUAAUAUCCUUAAUAAAGCUCUUUUCUUGCACCAACGCAUUCGACGGCAUUGCUACCAACUCCAUUGCAAGAAAUGCAGUAACUUCAGAGAUACUGGUCCAAACCUAUUUGUUUACCUUUGAAUCAAUAUGAGAUUUUUGUGUCAAAUUGACGAUGAUAGAAAUUAUAAGAUUGUAGGUGUUAAGUUAUAUUUAUUAUUGAAUCGUAAAUAUUUUUGCAUCUAGAAUUUGCUGGAACCGUAGUAUACCACUUUCAAUUCAUAUGACAAUGGUUGUUUCGCAUUUCCACUACCUUUUCAUAUUGCAAUUCAACUGUAUUUAUAAUCAAAGAGAAUUUGAUAGAGAGGUUUGUCUAAGAAAACUUUGUAGCCACAGUAAAUUUACUGCCAUCUUUAGACACAUGAUUUAAACUUUUAGAACGCCAUUUGACUUUGAUUCUUAUUCUUUUACUGAUAUUUCCCACCACCUCCUCGUGGUCUUUCCUGGUUUACGCCGUACUUACGUAUCUUUUACUGAUAUGUGUUAAAUUUGUUUAAUAUCAAAAAGUGGCGCCAUCUAAUAUAUCAAAAACCAGUAUGGCAGCAUCGUUUCGAGCGAUAGCGCCAUAACCUUUAGGUUGUGCCCGGUAAGAUGGCGCUAUUUCAUUUCAAAAUCUCUUUAAUGGCGGCGGUCAAUACCACUGUGCGACUGGGAUAGCAAUAUAAUGAUGAGCGUGUAAUAGAGAUAGGAAUAGGCGAGCUAAUGAACGAAAUUCUCCGUGCUUAGCGUCCUUACUCUACAGGAAUUUUAUAUUGUAGACAAGUUCUUAAAUCAGCAGUAAUCAUAUUACUUUUAUUUAAGUUGCACAGUCGCUACCAGAUAUAAUCGAACGGCCAAGGCGUUGACAAAUAUCUGAAAAAAGCCUCUAUUAUUAAGACAUUAAAGUGUAUGCGUAGAUAUUUCUGAGUACCUUGGUCGCUCCGAUAUAUCUGAUGGCGUCAUGGCGACUGUAGAAGACAUGUGUCUGAGAAAAGCAUCGUAUCACAAGUCUUUGUCGUUGUUUUAUAUUUAAAAAAAAUAUUUAUUUAAAUAGGCAUUUUGGAUUAAAAUUCCCAUAAUAUUCUAUUUAUUUUCUAUACGAGUCGUUAGAAUACAAUAGUUAGUUGGCGAAAGAAAAUUAUAUAUUUUUACUUAAAUUAUUAAGGAAAACUUACGUGAUUGUUCAUGGUUACCACAAAUUCGAAAUUGAAAGUUACCUGUAAGAAAUAUUGUAAUGCAUAUUUAUAGUUAAGUAUUUGUUUAGUUGGUAUUAAAUAAACUGCAUAUUAAAUAAGUUGUGUUUUAUUAACAUUGCAUGUCUGUAAAGCUUGUAAAAUACCGGUGUAAUGUGCGAAUAUGGGUGCUAGACUAUUACAUGUAAAUAACAGUUUUUACAGUACAUAUGGUGCUACUUUACCGCACUAGUGCGAAAAUUUGCAUAUUACGUUACUGUAUCGAACAUUUAAAGGGCCAUAUGUA
Cydia pomonella (codling moth) is the source of this 6689-nucleotide messenger RNA. RefSeq lists its product as uncharacterized. The record is from RefSeq and is a predicted model, not a curated record. The coding region runs from base 429 to 4505 and encodes 1358 amino acids. Lineage: Eukaryota; Metazoa; Arthropoda; Insecta; Lepidoptera; Tortricidae. The transcript is spliced from 20 exons.